Messenger RNA from Raphanus sativus (radish), 1049 nucleotides. RefSeq lists its product as uncharacterized. Lineage: Eukaryota; Viridiplantae; Streptophyta; Magnoliopsida; Brassicales; Brassicaceae. Bases 90 to 911 code for a protein of 273 amino acids. The transcript has a single exon. The record is from RefSeq and is a predicted model, not a curated record.
CAUACAUGUCUCCCAACACAUCAAGUCUGCUGCAGGGAUCAUAACACAGCACAAAAGAAAAUAAAAAAAAAACUACGCCGGUAACUAUUAUGGGUUGUUGCAUCUCCGCCACAGCCACUGCCACCACCGACAAGAAAAAUGAGCCUGACUCCGGAAAGAACACAGCAAUGCCUCUAGCAGCCGUUGUCGAGGAAGAGACAGUAGUCAAAGAAGUCUUGUCCGAAACCACAUUGGUAACUUCACUAAACGACAAUUCGGCAAUGGAAACGACGACAAACAAGGUUCCAGAGAAGGAGGAGGAGAAGAAACCCGGAGCUGUCAUCGCUGAUCCAGACCCGGUUUUAACCGAGAACGGUUCGGUUGAACCGGGGAAAGGAUCGGAGGUCUCGGAAGUCUGCAGUUUGAGCGAGAGUUUGCUUUCUAUCGUGAGUGGUGGGUACGACGAGGAAGAAGGGAAACAGAGGAAGCUGGUGGGAGUGAGACAGAGGUCUCCGGCGAAAUAUCGGGACCGGGUCAUGGCUAAUAACUACCCGACCCGGAGAACCGACAUGUCUCCACGUAAGAGAAACACCGAAGGAGGAGAAGGAGCUGGUGGCUCGGUGAGGCUGGUGCCAUCGGGAACGGGUCAGAGAGACCAGAGUGGAAGGUCAGAGAGGAGGAGGUCCAGGUCGCCGGCCACCAACAGGCCCGUCGUGGUGGGUCCGAGUCGGAAUCAUUAUGCAACAAGUACGGACAAUGGUGUAGCAAUGGUGAAAAGAGGUCAGUCUCCGGGCCGGGUGAGACCUAAUCCGAAUAAAAACGGGUCGGAGCAAGAUUGUCAUCGUCAGUGGCCGAGUCAGAAUGAUUAUUCUACCUCUAAUGAUUCGUUUGAAAAUCCUCUUGUGUCGUUAGAGUGUUUUAUUUUUCUAUGAGAUUAUUAUUAUGAAGAAGAAUAUUCCGGGGAAGAAUAAUUCAACCGAUUUUAAUCCAAGUAGUAGCUUGUUUAGCUUUGUAUUGGUUUUAUAUCUUCAAGUUAUUUAUCUAAAAAAAAAGUUAUUUAUCUACUCUCA